Xiphophorus hellerii (green swordtail) is the source of this 4690-nucleotide messenger RNA. RefSeq names its product kyphoscoliosis peptidase (gene ky). The record is from RefSeq and is a predicted model, not a curated record. NCBI's taxonomy places the organism in Eukaryota, Metazoa, Chordata, Actinopteri, Cyprinodontiformes, Poeciliidae. Gene Ontology annotation, cellular component: cytoplasm. The transcript is spliced from 7 exons. Bases 1172 to 3703 code for a protein of 843 amino acids.
CCAGCAACAGCUAGUUCCAAGAAAAUAAAAUGGCCAUCUGAGCCACAAAGUGGGCACGCUCUUGUCUUUCCUGGCGCUUCUGGUGUGAGAAACUGAUCUGUCCAAGUCGUUUCAAUUUUAAGUUGCUACUUUCUUUUUUUUUCUCCCCCUCUUCCAAACUUUCCUACCAUAAAUUAAUGCAAAGUUUUAGUCUCAGAACUCCAGGCCACCAAACCUUUCCUUUAAACUCCUAAGAGAACUCUAAACUUUUAAUAAAUGUUGAACCAGAAAUGAGAUCAUUUGAUAGUUAUGAUAAAAUUUCUUAUUUAUAAUACAUUUCGUUCUCCAUACUGUAGUGGUUUACUUGUUGUUGUUUUUUUUUGUUGUUGUUUCUUUUACAUAAAUUGUUAGAAAAAUGUAUCUUUCUUUACACCGAAUUAACUUUAAGGACAAUAAAUGUGUCUUAAUCUUUGGAAUGUAGAUACGCUUCACUCCCUAAAAUACGUGAUCAUUUGGUAGAAGAUGUUGAUAGAACAUUAGACUGAUUAUGAUCUAUGAUUGUUUAUAUACAUCAAUAGAGUCCAACAUAGCUGAAUAAGCAUUUCAGUAUGAAAAAUCACAACUCGCAUUGCAGAAAUGAAAGCAAUUUUACCUUUAUAUUGACUAUGUAGACUGGGGAGAUGUGAGACCACUUACCACUCACUGAUUGAUAUUUUGCUCAGAUACCCCAAGGGCUCUAAACAGAAAAAUCCCUCUUUCACACUUCUGACAAAAUACACACCAACUUACAUAAUGUUUGUGACUGCGACACCCACACAAUCACUAUUUCACACUCACUUGAGUCCUAAGCUCUGUUGUGGAUGCACUGACCAGAUGAUCCAUGUAAAGCAUACCCACAGCAAGUCACAGCGUACAUCGUGAGAGCGCGUUCAUGCUUGUAAAUACACACAUCGACACACUCCUCGGCCGGGGCUUGCUUUUUAUUGGCUGGUCUUAACUGCUUUGUAGUAUUUUUAGGCCCGUUAUUCUGGGGCCUGUGCUGGCAGGCCACUUGUACAGUAUUUAAGCCUCCCCACCAACGACUGGGGACCAGUGAGAACACACAGUGGGAACAUCAUCGGCUGACAGACCUGCAGGCAUCCACCAGACAUAAAGCAUUCUGAAAAGAAAGGAACACCAUGCCCCCAGUGUAAUGUCUGCCGAAGUGUCAUUGCACAAGUUCUCCUUUCCAUUUGCCUGCCCUGUAAGCCGUUCUUCUCAAGACAAGGUGACCCAGAAGGUACCAGUACUGGUAAAGAGCCCAGAAGUUCAUAAACUUAAAGAGAACCCAACAUUAGGAGAGGAGAACCGCGUUACAGUUGUACAGGCAUUUGUGAACAAUGAGGACCGAGCUCUGGAGAGCACAAAACCUCCUGACGGGGGAGACACAGUUGCCGCCCGGCCCUGUGUCGGUCCAGAAGCCUCCCAGAAUGCCAUGGUGGCCAGGCAAAGCGUGGCAGAAAAUCUGAGAGUGGAGGGCGAGGAUCAACGUCCGGCAGCGAAGCGGCAGCUGUCCUCAGAGAGCGCAGCCAAGUCCAUCACAGCUGUGAAAAAAAGUGCACUGAGGAAGGAGCCAAAAGAACAGAAACACCUGCACCAGAAAGCACAACUGGGACAAGGAGGGGGAGUUAAAGCUGCUCUGCCAGGCAAAAGAAAGCGUCGGAAGGACCUGUUCAAGAGCUCAGAGGUCUUCCACAGGCUGGACUCCCACGUCAUCAGGGCCGGAGAAGAGAUGAAACUAAAGCGCGUGUAUGAUGUGAAGACAAUUGUACAAAGCGUCACACAGGGAUGUAGAAACGAGCUGGAGCAACUACGCGCCAUCUGGGUGUGGCUGUGUAACAACAUUGAGUACGAUGUGAGCGGGUAUCUUGGCCACACAGAAAAGCUGAGCUACCCAGAGGAGGUGAUAGCUGCCGGCCGCGGGGUUUGCUGUGGCUACUCCAGUCUUUGUACAGAGAUGUGCAGAGAAGUGGGCAUCGAGUGCCAAGAAGUGCCAGGCCACAGUAAGGGCAUCGGUUACCGUCAAGGUCAUAGUUUAAAGAAUGUGAAGUCGGAUCACCUGUGGAACGCUGUGCUCCUGGGGGGGGAGUGGUUCCUCCUGGAUGCCUGUUGGGGAGCUGGACGAGUAGAUAUGCAACAUGAAAGCUUUGUCAAAAGGUUUGAUGACUUCUAUUUCCUAACUGACCCAGAGGAAUUCAUCGAUUCACACUUCCCAGAUGAGGAGAAAUGGCAGCUCUUGGACAAGCCCAUCUCCAUUGAGGAAUUUGAACAAAGGGUCUUCAAGACCUCAGCCUUCUUCACCAUGGGGCUCAGUCUGAUAAGUCCUCUUCACUAUCAUAUAGUCACAGAUGAUGGGGAGGCAACCAUAUCCCUCGGUUUCUCCAAGCUGACAACGUUCACCUAUGAGAUCACACAGCAUCAAGAUCUCCUCCACUGUGGAGCUUUAGAGCAGAAAGAGUCAAUCAAUUCCUCCUUUGGCCUUCUAACUGUCUCUCACAAGUGUAUGAAGUUGCAACUACUGCCACCUGAAAGCGACACAUACGAUGUCAAAUUGUUUGCAAGAUCUGGAAACACUACCACUCCUUUGGUUUGGGUUUGCUCCUUCACUGUUGAGUGUCCAAACCCAAGGGCCACUGAGGACAUGCCAGAGAACCCUUUCCUGUCCUGGGGCCUACAGCCUUUUGCAGGAUCCUUGGGUGUCAUAGGCAGUUCCCAGAACAGUGAGGUUGCCGAAGUGGAAGAUGGGGUCUUUGACCUAGUGUUGAAGACUUGCCGGUCUCUAACAGUGUUGUGUGAACUUGUCCAUCCACAAAUGGAAGGUGCUGUAGCCAGGUGCUGCCUGGCAACUCAGAUUCAACCAGAUACCCUCACAUGUUAUGUCUUGUGCCCGUUUCAUGGUUUCUACCGACUUUCAUUGUUUGUGCGGGACUAUGACAAGACAGAAGAUAAGUUCCAGAAUGCUGCGAAUUACCUACUGCACUGCAAAGAGAAGGUUGUUGGAUUAGAAGAGUUGUUUCCUCCCAAUCUGGGCUCGGCAUGUGGGCCAGGAACUCGAACGGCAAAGGCAGGGCUAUCAAGAUUCAGCCACAACUCAGCCAUUGUGAGUACCCAGCAAGGCAAGUGUAACCUCACCUUCCACAACCAGCAGGACCUUGACCUUCACUAUGUUCUCAGCAAAGAGAACAUAAGCUCAAAUUUUCCACUUUCACGUUACGUGUUCUGCACCUACACAGACCGCAAGGUGACUGUGAGCCUCAGUCUACCCGAGGCUGGGGUGUAUCGGCUAGGACUCUAUGCCCGGAUCACCACCGGAGGAGAUUUCAGCCCGAUGUGUGAUUUUGUUUUAAGGAACAACUCUCCUCAGAUAAGACCUCCAUUCCCCUGUGUCUACUCUGCCUGGGGGAAAGGAUGCGUGCUGUUUGAGCCCCGUGUAGGCCUGCUGGAGCCGCUCUCCUGGGUCCUUUUCAGGGUUCGGGUCCCUGGAGCCCUCCGGGUAAGUGUGGUGGGAGAGAGCCGAACUGACCUAAAACUGAACAAGACCAGAGUCUGGGAGGGGGAGGUUUUCAGUGGAAACAGUCUUCAGCAACUGAAACUGGCAGCUUCUUUGGGCGACUCCAGUGAGAUGUCCGUUUUGAUGAUGUUUGAUGUAAAGCAGCUUCAGCCUGAAGAUGCUAAUAAGGACUGACAAAACUUAGAGUCAAGAGAAAAAUGUCUUCACAAUGGAAAUUAUGACCCGACUUUAAGGUGUGAAUAGGUGUGUGAGCUAUGUUCCAGUGAAGCUCUACGAGACAGUGACUGACUGAAGAUUAUUAUGGAGGUUCACUUUAGAUUUAUACAAGACUUCUCCAACAGUUCUAGUGCUGGUCAUAAAAACUUGAAGAACCAUUAGCAGUAAUAUUUAUCUUCUGAAUAACAUUAACUGUCUCAUAACUUGUGUGUAUGUUUUACCUUUUGUUCUUUUAAAAUCUGCUUCAGUUUAUUGGGAACAUUUUUUGUGCAGUUUGCUAGAGUUCCACUGGAGUACCUCAGUCAGACUGAGGGCUGGGCUGUUAUUAGACCAUUACACCAGUUUUGGUUUUUUUUCCCCCUUUGAGAGCCAAUCAGCUGCGGAUUUUCUGCUCUGUUCUGACUAACUGUUGUUGUCAGAUGAUCCCAUUUUAAAUAAGCUCCGGCAGUAGAUCAAAUAAGCUCUAUUGACUCAGGAAGCCUGUGAUAUUCAGUUUUCAUGGUUGAUUCAAUGAGAACAAGAUGCAAAGGCCCCGCUGCUUCAGAGGAUGCAAACAUACAGACCUCUACUGUUGUGCUUGACUUUCAGUAUGAGGUACUUCCUGUAAGAUGCUUUUUGUUAUUGUUUUACUAAACAUCUCCACUUCUCCCUCAUCUGUCCAAUAUGCUUCUCACUGACCAUGCCUUUGGUAAAAAAAAUUUUUUAAAGUACUGAACCAGUGUAGUAGGUGAUGAAUGUCAUUUAUCUGGCAUCAACCUAACUUUAUGACUGAAUAAAGACCAGAUGCAUUUCAUUGUCAUAAUCUGCCUAAAGGUACACGUUUAAAAAUGGUGCUAAGUGAUGUAGUUAUAUCAAUCAAAAAUGCAUUGGUGUACAGUCAGUGUGGUAUGUAAUGCCAAACUGCUGUUAAAAGGUAUGCAAUAAAAAUACAUUGUGAAAAUAACA